Morone saxatilis (striped sea-bass) is the source of this 1749-nucleotide messenger RNA. It is a transcript of the gene slc35c1, whose product is annotated as solute carrier family 35 member C1. The record is from RefSeq and is a predicted model, not a curated record. Gene Ontology annotation, molecular function: antiporter activity. Gene Ontology annotation, cellular component: Golgi apparatus. Gene Ontology annotation, biological process: protein O-linked glycosylation via fucose; GDP-fucose import into Golgi lumen. Lineage: Eukaryota; Metazoa; Chordata; Actinopteri; Moronidae.
GGUGGAUUCUGGCUUGGUGUGGACCAGGAAGGAAUGACGGGGUCCCUCUCCUGGUCAGGCGUCUUUUUUGGGGUGCUGGCCAGUGCUUUUGUCUCCAUGAACGCCAUCUACACCAAGAAGGUGAUGCCAGCAGUGGACGGUAACAUCUGGAAACUGUCCUACUACAACAACAUUAAUGCCUGCAUCCUCUUCCUCCCAUUCAUUCUCAUGUUCGGAGAGUUGGGCCAUCUCUCCAGCUUCAGCCGCCUCACUGACCUCGGGUUCUGGGGCAUGAUGACACUCGGAGGAGUGUUUGGUUUCGCCAUUGGCUACGUCACAGGCCUCCAGAUCAAGUAUACCAGUCCACUUACGCACAAUGUCUCAGGUACGGCAAAGGCCUGUGCACAGACUGUUAUUGCGGUGGUGUACAACUCCUCCAGUAAAAGCAUGCUGUGGUGGACCAGUAACAUGAUGGUUCUUUGUGGCUCAUCAGCCUACACUUGGGUCAAAAGUCUAGAAAUGAAGAAGAUUCCAUACAGAGACGCUCAGGACUCCGCCAAGGAAAAACUGCUGCCAGGGGAGAAAGGCAACAUGGGAGUUUAGCCAUUGUAAUUAAGCUGGUAAACCCUCUGUUUUAUCCAUGUCGCGUGAGAAUGUGAAAUAAUGUAACAUAUGAUUGUUAGUGAUUUAAGUGAGACGUACGUGGAAUCAGUGAUUUUGAUUGGGUUUAAUAAUGUUGUGGUUUUUUACAGUUUGACUUAAGGCUUGAAGGAAUUUCUAUAUAUAUUUUAUUUCAUGUUGAUUUGAGGCCUUUUUACAAUUAUUUUUUAAAAUGAAAUGACUGAGAAAUUUAAUAAUGUGUCUUUUAUGGUCUAGUGUACAAGUGAAGGAAAAAAAACCUGUUUUUAUUCACAAGGAGGGUAUAUUUACUGAGAUUGAGGGUAUUGGCGUCAUAGCAAACUAGAAACUUUUUUACAGCUACACGCCAUUUCUAUGAAUGUAUGUCAGUAUCUUGUUCAUUUUUUUUAUGAUCGCCUCUGGCUAGGAACAUGUCUGCUUUCUCAAAUAUGAACAAAGCCAAGACAGCCGGAUCUGUAAUAUCCUGUAGUUUAUAGAGGAUACAACAGACAAGGUAAUCAGAAACCUCGUGUCAGUGGGACUGACACACAAUAGGCUUUUAUCUCCAAAGAAAACACUCCUUCAGUAUACUGUUGCAUUCACAAACUUGUGCACUAUUGCUACAGUACACCAUGUUUCUGAGCUGAGUCAAAUUUUAAAUUGUGAACAUAGGCAAUGGCAUAAGGUCUAUGACAAUAUAUUUGCAUUUCAAGACAAAAGUGGGACAGACUGAAAGAGAGCCCUGUUUCAAUUACUUAUAUAUCUCUCAUGUUUCAUGUGUUGUUCUUACGUGUAUAUCUUUACAUGACAGAAUAAUGCACAAUUGCACCACAACUGCGAAGUCUUUUUUUUACACUUAUACUUAACUUAUGGUAUAACAUCUCUGGGACCUCUUUACCAGACUGAAAAUGUUUUAAGUGAACCAUUGUCUGUAUUCAAAACCAGCUUUUUAAAAUGUCUUUAAACCAUUGUAACACAUCAACUGAACAAAAACAGGGCGCUUAUUUAAAAGAACAUUAAAGAUGGUGUACAAUUCAACUGUUUUCAGGUUUUCCUGUUAUAAAGGAAGAUUUUGCUUUCGCUGGUUAUUUAUAUUUGUGAGUUUGAUAUUUUGGUUGAUUAUUCUUGUCAAAUAAAAAUAUAUACAGUUUA